Molecule: messenger RNA, 996 nt
Organism: Soboliphyme baturini
Lineage: Eukaryota; Metazoa; Nematoda; Enoplea; Dioctophymatida; Soboliphymatidae
Source: the annotation of a GenBank genome assembly
AUGAGAAGCCUCAACCAAUGCGUCCUGGAGCUACACAGUUCUACUGCUGGUAUACAUCGCACGAUCGAAAUGAUCAAUUGGAAACUGAGCGAAAGAAACCGGAACUCCUUUGCACCGACGGCAGAAGAAUAUCAGAUUUGUCUGGGUUGUAAACAGAUCGAGCCUGUGGCGAAGGCAUUUGUGCGAACCGGUUGUUGCGCUGGCAGCGCAGUAUUUUCGCCGAUCGAGCGCAGGUUCUUGUCUGUUGAUCACCGCAACCAUCACUCUUCGAAGGUCUGCGUUGUGAAAGCCAAUACAACCGCAAACAUGUCGUAUCCCCCUUAUCCACCUUCUGAUCCUGGAUAUGUGAAUCCGUCUUCGAUCGGUUUACGUCCUGCCGAUCACACUAUCGGGUGGAAUGUGCCCGGCGGCGCUGCCCCAUCUGCAGUCGGUAGUGGUCAAGGACCGACACCCCAGGUUUACCCGUACUCUACUGGCCAGGAUCAACAAACACCUGUUCGAACUUUAAGUUACAACCCAGGGGUAUCCGCCGGAAUGAAAUCCGAUGGAACUAACCUUCCGUACCCCGGUUCAAAUGCAGCUCCUCAACCCAGUUAUCCUGUCUAUCCCGGUGGUGGAUAUGCGGGUGGUAACACCGGCGGAUAUCCGCAGGGUUAUCCCCAGUUCGGUAGCUCCGAAAAUGUGCCGACAAGACCGGUUGUUUAUCCUGCACCUAGUUAUCCGGGGGCCUAUCCGGCAAGUAAUGCGAGUACGGGUUAUCCCCGUCAGCAGUUCAGUGAUGGCCAAGGGCAAUCGUAUGGAGGAACACCACCAGUAAGUACCCAGCCUUAUGGACAGGGGUCAAUGAAUCUGCCAUACGGUGGCGCAGUUUCCAAUUUGUCUUCUGUUGGGCAGCAACCAUCGACUGUCCCAUACGCUCCUGGCUCCGGAUCCGCGCGUUACGGCCAGCAGUCGUAUCAGUCUGGGGGAUCAGGAAAUCGAAGCACGUCAGGUUAG